AUGGGUGGCCGUACUGUGGAUGCGCUACAAUGCUUCACCUUCAUCACAGACAACGGCCCUUCAUGGGUCACUCGAGUUACUGACCUGGCUGUAUACACAAAGGCGAAGCAUGCUGAAUUUACCGCGGAAUAUGCCAGACUCGCGGCCGCUGGUGAGGCAGUUACCAAGCCUCGACGAAGGAAGAAUAGUUCGGUCCACUCCAUUCGGCCAGAUGACAUGCGCCCGUCGAUAAAUGCUGCAGUUUCCAAGCGGGCACAUCAAAGUCAAGAUCAGGGCGCUGUAGUCGUUGUCGUCGAGGAACCCAACCAGGACUACAUGGACCCCAUCACGCUGCUGAGAAUGUCAAAACACUACCCAAAUGAUUCGAAUCAACGGAAGCGGAAUAUAGCGACCUCGAAAUCUGCGGGCACGGACAGGAUCGUGCGGCCUCGUCAACUUGUCAUUGUCCAUUAUGACUCGGAAACUCAAUUGUCGUUGGAGAAAUUGGUGAGGGAUAUUGGAGGUGCGAGGAAUAAUAUUCGCAAGGGUCGGAUGAGUCAAAUGAUGAAGUCCGGGUUCGGUCUGAAGUUCUUGGAUUCCGCCAGAGCAAAAUCUUCAAUGGGAGGACUAGGAGCAGGAGCCCGUAGUCCACUCGAUCCGCCGUCGAAACUCAACAGGUCACCCAGCAGGGAGACGGCAUUUGAUCUCGUCGAUAAACAGUUGGAAUUGGCCCAAUCUCUAUGCGAAACGGCCGCUCAUCAAUUCCUACGGUGUGGAGAUUGUGCUGUGGAGUUGGAGAAAGCAAAUGAACGACUUUCCACUGUGCUUGACCUGGCGAAGGUGGAGGUGGAACGGUUAGAAAAGGAGGCGGAGAGGGAGAAGGAGGAGGAGGCCGCGAAGGCAGCUGCUGAGGCUCUCCAAGCGGAGGAUGACGACGACGACGACGACGGUGAGGACGAUGAGGAUGGGAGGAUUGCUCCAGGAUCUGGGCUGAUCAUGAAAGCAAACGAGAAGAGGACACCAGACGGUUCAGAAGCGGCCAUCGAGGUCGACGAUGGCUCCUCCGUAUCCUCUAUUUCCAUUGAUAUUACCGCCUUCAGGUCAAGCCGGUUCAGGUCUUAA
Messenger RNA from Histoplasma capsulatum G186AR, 1101 nucleotides. RefSeq lists its product as uncharacterized. The coding region runs from base 1 to 1101 and encodes 366 amino acids. The transcript has a single exon. Lineage: Eukaryota; Fungi; Ascomycota; Eurotiomycetes; Onygenales; Ajellomycetaceae. The record is from RefSeq and is a predicted model, not a curated record.